Messenger RNA from Leptopilina boulardi, 1453 nucleotides. Its product is annotated as odorant receptor 46a-like. Gene Ontology annotation, cellular component: plasma membrane. The transcript is spliced from 9 exons. The coding region runs from base 79 to 1257 and encodes 392 amino acids. The record is from RefSeq and is a predicted model, not a curated record. NCBI's taxonomy places the organism in Eukaryota, Metazoa, Arthropoda, Insecta, Hymenoptera, Figitidae. Gene Ontology annotation, biological process: sensory perception of smell; detection of chemical stimulus involved in sensory perception of smell. Gene Ontology annotation, molecular function: odorant binding; olfactory receptor activity.
UUUAGCGACAUUAUUAAAAAUAUUUUCAAAAAAUUUAUACUGUUUCAGAAUUAAAUUUCUUUUUUCUUCUGUUUAAAUAUGAUUGAUACUGAAUUAGAAAAUAAUCUCCGGUUUUUAAUGAAUCUUCUUAAAGUAAAUGGUUAUUGGCCAUUUAUAAAUAAAAAAAAAUUAAUAAUGAUGCGAACAUUUUAUUUUUUUGUUAUAAUGUCAUUAACUGUACCAAUUGGUAUCAAUCUCUAUAAGGCUCGACAUAAUAUGGAUUAUUUUUGUGAAUGCGUGUCUAUGGCAGCUAUCAUACCAUUAGGAUGGAUUUCCUAUUAUUUUCAACUUUCUAAAACAUCAACGUUGCGAUCACUUUUCACUAGCAUGUUCAAAGAUUAUGAAACAUUUCAAAUUAAUAAAUACGAAUAUGAAAUUUUACUGAAAUUUGCAAAAAAGACACAAUUCUUUGUUAUGGUAUAUUUAGUUUAUACAUCAUCGACGUGUAUUUUUUAUUGUCUAAUUGGACAAAUUCCUUAUUAUCUAGAUUUUAUCAUACCCCUAAAUGAAUCACGUCAGAAAUACUUUUCAGCUGAACUUGAUUAUAUUUUUUUUGAUAAAUAUGAAUAUUAUAUGCCAGUAAGUAUGCAUCUUGCGACAGCUGGUUUGUAUAUUAUUCAUCUUAUUGUACUAGCCGAUGCUAUUCUCUUAACGUUUGCUCGACAUGCCUGCGCAAUGUUUUGUAUUUUACGAUAUAGAUUAAAAACUAUUAAUGUCAAUGCUGAAGGCGAGCGUAUAGAUCAUGACUAUGAUCAAAUGUAUAAAAAUGUUCGUGGUUGUGCAAUACUACACAGUAGAAUACUUCUAUUUUUAGAUGAUAUUAACUCGUGCUAUGCAAUGUGUUUAUUAAUAUUUAUUGGAGUAACUGUGAUUAUUAUGAGUUUUCAUGGAUCCAUGAUGGUCCUAAAACAGCACGACCUCACGUAUUUAAUAAAGGGAUUGGUUAUUGCCGUGGGGCAAAGUAUACAUGUAUUUCUUAAUUGUUUGACUGGGCAAAUGGUACAAACACAGAGUGCAAAUUUAUGCAAUUACAUAUAUAAUUUUGAAUGGUAUGAGGCGCAAGAAAAAGUAAAAAUGUCAAUUUAUUUUAUGAUAUUAAAAAGUGAAACAGAAUGCAAUUUAUAUGUUGGAAAAACUGCAGUUUUGGGAUUAGAAUUAUUUUCUACAAUUAUGAAAACCAUUUUUUCUUAUUUAAAUGUUUUAAAUUCUCGUAAUUAAUGUUUAUUAAAAUAUACAAAAAUUAAUCUGCCUAACUGUUCUGUAGUAAAUAUGUAGUUAUUAUUUCACUCGCAGUCGAGAUGAUUUGCUGAGGGUAUAUAAGGUCUGAGUGUUAGAGCACCAGCCAGCAAAGAUUUGCCGCCUAACGGCGUGUAGGUCUCUUGCGCACUUUCAAUAAAAGGUUCUUUUAACUGAA